This is a messenger RNA of Carica papaya (papaya), 1914 nucleotides long. RefSeq names its product lysine ketoglutarate reductase trans-splicing-like protein, putative (DUF707). The record is from RefSeq and is a predicted model, not a curated record. NCBI's taxonomy places the organism in Eukaryota, Viridiplantae, Streptophyta, Magnoliopsida, Brassicales, Caricaceae.
UUUAAUUUUUUUUUAUUACGGAGGUUGAUUUUUCCUCUAUGGAAAAUGAACUUGAUUAUAGCGUUUUUCUCAACAUGUUGGUAAAGGAAGUGAAGGGUAUGAUGAAUAAUGAUUGUUUUAGUGUCAUGCUUCUGAAAAAAUCUCUUAGACAGCUUUGACUGUUGUCUUAUGAUUAUAACUUCCUUCCUUUUUCCUUUUUCCUUCGGCCAUCUGUUUCGUUUCUGAGAAAACAGAGGUGAUGGAACGAAAACGAGAGUCUGGGUUUUACAAUUUACCAUUGCUUCAUUUCUUCGUUUUUGGGUUCUAAUUUUCACUUGGUAACUAAAAACCAUCAGGCGAACCCAGAGCCAAAUUUCUGAUUAGGGUGAUGAAGUAUUCAUCUAGAUAGAAUUGGUUGGUUUUGUUAUCGCCCUUUGUUUGGUUGCCGGGAAAUAGUGGAAGUUCGAAAUUUGAAUUUCUCUGUCGGAAAUUAGGAACUCUACUGAUCAGAUUCCUUAUCCCCUAUCAUCCACCAGUUUCCAGUAAUUGGUUUGUGCUUAAUUUAGCACAAACGUUCAUUUUCAUGGGUCUCAAGCAAUGGAUUAUUGACAAGACGAGACUUUUUGCGAUUGACUUUUACCACGACCAUGUGGCGGCCAAUCUCAUGUUUCUGCAGAAGGGUUCUCGAGCUUCUGUAUUAUCAGAUCCAAAGAGCAAAUCAUGCCUGUUUAGUCUUGUGGUUGCGGCUUCUUUGAUUUGUGGUGCUUACUUCAUUGGUAGUGCAUAUGUGGAAAAGGAAUUUAAAGAAAAAUUACUAAGAUGGGACGUAAUUGAUGCAAUGCAGAAAUCAAAAUCCAAUACAUGCAAGAAUCAAUGCAGGCCCCCUGGGAGUGAGCCAUUACCACAAGGAAUUGUAGCCAAAACAUCCAACUUUGAAAUGAGGCCGUUGUGGGGUUACAACAUGGAAAAUGGAAAUCCAAACCCUUCAAAGAGCUUGUUAACAAUUGCUGUUGGAAUUAGGCAAAAAGAUAUUGUGGACCAAAUUAUUAAAAAGUUUCCUUCAAGUGAUUUUGCUGUCAUGCUUUUUCAUUAUGAUGGUUUAUCGGAUAAGUGGAAGGAUGUAGAAUGGUAUAAUCGCGUCAUACAUGUUUCUGCAGUGAAUCAAACCAAAUGGUGGUUCGCCAAGCGAUUAUUGCAUCCUGACAUAGUUGCUGAAUAUGAUUAUGUAUUCCUCUGGGAUGAGGACCUUGGAGUUGAGAAUUUUAAUCCAAAACGAUAUCUUUCCAUUGUGAAGGAUGAAGGACUUGAGAUAUCACAACCAGCUCUUGAUCGUGCUAAGUCAGAGGUUCAUCACCAAAUUACUGCACGCCAAAGUAGAUCAAGAGUACACAGAAGGAUAUAUAAGUUGAAAGGAAGUGGAAGGUGUGAUGAGCAUAGCACCGCUCCUCCAUGCAUAGGUUGGGUGGAAAUGAUGGCUCCUGUAUUCUCCAAAGCAGCGUGGCGAUGUGCUUGGUAUAUGAUUCAGAAUGACUUGAUCCAUGCAUGGGGCCUGGAUAUGCGGCUGGGUUAUUGCGCUCAAGGGGAUCGAAUGAAAAAUGUGGGUGUAGUAGAUGCAGAGUACAUAGUUCAUUUUGGUCUUCCAACACUUGGUGGAAGUGCUGAACACGAGGCAAAUGUUAAAACAAAUAUUUCCCAAACAGGGAAUUUAUCAGAAGCACCGGCACCGUCAGAGUCCCAUAAAGUUGAUAAUAGACCUGAAGUGAGGAGACAGUCCUUUAUUGAAAUGCAGAUAUUUAACAAAAGAUGGAAAGAUGCUACCGAGAAAGACAAAUGUUGGGUUGAUCCAUAUCAAAGAUCCAUUAAUGAAAGCAGUCACUGAUUUUAUUUACCGGCCAUAAUUAUAUACAUGCAGCUGUAGAUAUCUUAUACAGGGGG